AUGUCCCAGCAAAGAACCAUCCGGCUCUCCUUGCAGCAGCACACUAGCACUGUCUGUGUGCUGGGCACAGAAAUCUCCAUUGACAUACAUGGAUCAGCCCCGAAGGACGCCACGUCGUUCGAUGUCCGUGGCACCCCUGGUGUUGACGUCUAUAUUGUCCACAACCCUCAGGUUGCCAAGGUACCGACGUGUGUGCCCAGAUGGCCCCUGGAUGCCGGGGUGGAGGUGGUGGUGACUAUGAAGGCACCAAGCAAUGCUGUCAAUGAUAACAAGGUUAGGAUUUCAUACUAUGGGCAAGAUGGGGGGACUCCUGUACACAGAGCCAUGCUCUACCUUACCUGUGUUGACAUCUCCCUGGAUGCUGAUACAACUCGCAGUGGGGCGGUGAAGAGGAAAACAACAGAUAAGAGAGAGUGGACGUGGGGCCCAGAUGGGCAAGGAGCUAUCCUGCUAGUGAACUGUGAUAGGGACGACCCAAAGUCCUCGGAUAUGGACAACAUGGAUUUCUGUGUGCGAUCGUACGCAGACCUUCGGGAUAUGUCAUGUAUGAUCUUGAGAACUCAAGGCCCCGAUGCAAUCUUUGAUGACCACAAGUUGGUUCUUCACAUUUCCGUAUCAGACGCAGAGAAAGUGGGAGUUUUCCACGCUCGGGGCGAUGACGUUCUCCACCAGUACGAGCACGUGCUGGGGUCAGAUGAGCUCUCCUACGUAGUGGACCGUCCCAGCGGACAAGAAGAGGACACCUUCUAUGUGGAGGGUUUGGCCUUCCCGGACGCUGACUUCUCAGGGCUGAUUGCCUUCCACGUCACGCUGCUGGAUGCCCCGGUUGAGAAUCUUCCCGAGAACCCGAUUUUCACAGACACGGUGGUUUUCCACAUGGCUCCCUGGAUAAUGACCCCCAACACUCAGCGGCCUCUGGAGGUCUUUGUCUGCAGCGUAAGCGACAACGCCGACUUUGUGGAAGCCGUGAGCGAACUCGCCAGGAAAGCCCGCUGCAAGCUGACCAUCUGCCCGGAGGUGGAGAACCGGAACGACCGCUGGAUCCAGGACGAGAUGGAGUUUGGCUACGUGCAGGCUCCCCAUAAAACGUUUCCGGUGGUCUUCGACUCGCCCAGGGACCGAGAGCUGCAGGACUUCCCUUUUAAGAGCAUCUUGGGCCCCGAUUUUGGCUACGUGACCCGAGAACCUUAUAAUGAAACGGUCUCCGGCCUCGACUCUUUUGGGAACCUGGAAGUCAGCCCUCCAGUGACUGUCAGAAGGAAGGAGUAUCCCCUGGGGAGGAUCCUCAUUGGCAGCAGCUUCCCCAGGGUUGGUGGCAGGAGGAUGACAAAGGCCGUCAGGGACUUCCUCUAUGCCCAGAAAGUGCAGCCCCCCGUGGAGCUCUACGUCGACUGGUUGUGUGUGGGUCACGUCGAUGAAUUCCUCAGCUUUGUCCCAGCUCCGGGCAGACAGGGUUUCCGGCUGCUCUUAGCCAGCCUCAGUGCCUGUUACAAGCUCUUCAGAGAGAAGCAGGAAGAGGGCUAUGGAGAAGCUAGGCUGUUUGAAGAGUUAGAGACAGUCACCACAACAACAAUAGAUGAGAUUCUGGCCAAUGAAAACCUGAGGAGGGAGAACGACUAUGUUCAGAGCUGCAUCGACUGGAACAGAGACAUCCUGAAACGGGAGCUGGGCCUGAGCGAGAAAGACAUCAUCGACCUCCCCCAGCUCUUCACGGUAAUCGACAAGGAAGCCAGUGCUUUCUUCCCAGACAUGGUGAACAUGAUCGUCUUGGGGAAACACCUGGGCAUCCCGAAGCCGUUUGGGCCGCUCGUCAACGGGCAGUGCUGCCUGGAAGAGAACGUUCGCUCGCUGCUGGAGCCGCUGGGCCUGACUUGCACCUUCAUCAAUGACUUUUUCACCUACCACACCCUAUUAGGGGAGGUCCAUUGCGGCACCAACGUCCGCAGGAAACCCUUCUCCUUCAAGUGGUGGAACAUGAUCCCCUGAGCAGAGGGGGUGAAAUAAAGCUCACUGCUUUUUUCAAGAGGAGGGAACUAAAGCUGAAUGUGACCUACAGUUUCCUGGGGUUCACUUCACCCACCACUGAAUUUGUAACGUCAAUAAAAACAAUACUUUCUAAAAAAACCCCUUACUAACCUGCAUGUGAAAUCGCUAGCUACCCCAUCCCCUCCUCUGCCGCACGAGUCGGACAGUUUGCUGGGACUGUAAUCCCCACCACUGUUUCUUGCCGCUCA
Messenger RNA from Terrapene triunguis (Three-toed box turtle), 2234 nucleotides. RefSeq names its product protein-arginine deiminase type-3-like. Gene Ontology annotation, molecular function: calcium ion binding; protein-arginine deiminase activity. Gene Ontology annotation, cellular component: cytoplasm. The transcript has 16 exons. Lineage: Eukaryota; Metazoa; Chordata; Testudines; Emydidae. Bases 1 to 1986 code for a protein of 661 amino acids. The record is from RefSeq and is a predicted model, not a curated record.